AUGAAGGAAAUUAUCCUCAAAGAGUCCACGGCAUCGUCAAAACGACCAACAGGUAUUAUUCUGAAUGUCGACUCGGCGGUCGCAGGCCGUAUAGACUCGGGGUCCAAGAUGACGAUAAGGUGUGGCACCAAGAAUGUUAUUCGCAUCAAUACGCCCCGCAAGAAGCCCUUUGAAUUGGAGCUUGCAGAAUGGGAGCAAAUGACACUGGACCUCUAUCGGGUGAUGUCGUCGUCGCGCACUCAAGCGCGUCACGUGACUACGAUCGGGACAUGUUGUCGGAUGGUACCCAAGAAAGAAGCCAAGCAACACCGUGCGUAUGUCUCUAGCCAUGACGAGAACACAGCACAACUCAAAUCUUCACUUUUAGGUCCAAUUUCCUUGUCGGACUUUGCGGAGCAGGAGGAUACAAGCAAGGGGGGUGUCCCACCUGUGAACAGAGGGAAGGAACCGAGUUUAGAAAGCACCUUUCGGCGGGAACGUGUGACAUCUAGUGAUGACCAACGUGUUGAGCGAAAAGUAUCGUCCAAAACCGAAUUCUCUUCGGCUCAGACAACCGGUGGGAUCACGGAAAUUCCCGUCGCAUCGAGACCGAAAGCACGCUCUAAAACCCGAGAAUUGGCACCGGAAAUUCAUCGAGAGCGUACUGUAUCUAGUGAGGGCUCUAAAACCCGAAACCUGGCACCGGAACUUCAUCGAAAGCGUACUCUGUCUAGUGAAGGGUCUAAAACCCGAAACCUGGCACCGGAAACUCAACGGACUGUAUCUAGUGAAGGCUCUAAAACCCGAAACUUGGCACCGGAAACUCAACAGACUGUAUCUAGUGAGGGCUCUAAAACCCGAAAUUUGGCACCCGAAAUUCAUCGAGAACGGACUGUAUCUAGUGAAGGGUCUAAAAUCCGAAGUUUGGCACCGGAACUUCAUCGAAAGCGUACUCUGUCUAGUGAAGGGUCUAAAACCCGAAACCUGGCACCGGAAACUCAACGGACUGUAUCUAGUGAAGGCUCUAAAACCCGAAACUUGGCGCCGGGAAUUCAUCGAGAACGGACUGUAUCUAGCGAGGGCUGUAAAACCCGAAAUUUGGCACCGGAAGUUCAUCGAGAGCGUACUGCAUCUAGUGAGGGCCAUGUAGUGAAGCGUAAAGUGCCAUCCGAUGCCGAGGGUAGGUCUAAAGAACGGAAAGCAAGUGCAAGAACGAAGGCAGCUCCAUCUUCGUCGAGUCUCAAACAAUCCAUUAAGGACGUGCCUGGUAUUGUAAUUCAGCGUACCACGUCAAUGGAGGCUCAGACAACCAAGCGCAAAGUUUCUCCAAACGUCGCUAGCAAUUCACGAGCCAAUAGACUUACUGGUGGGGUCAAGUCAUCUGGACCUUCUGUCAACUCUGCCCCACCUUCCGGUACGCCGGAAUCGACACCAGAACGUGUCAUCAACUUGGAACUCGUCAAGCUUUCUGAACGCCCAGCUGUCAAGCGCAAGGCUUCCGCGACUUCCGAAAGCCGGCACAAAGAAAAGAAACUCGGAAAGCUUGUUCCAUCGUCUUGUAGUCCUGAUCCAUCUCCCAAAAUGCGAAAAUUAUCAUCAAACACGUCUUCUGGUGCGCACAAGCCAAUACCCGCCUCAUCGAAUUCGUCACCUCCUUGGCAGAAAAUGAGUAUACCAGAACUAAAAGCAUACACUCAAAAGCUUCAGCAAAAAGCGGAUGAAGUAGAACAUGAACUGAACACCUUAUGUGCGCGGGAUGAAGAAUUUCAAUCCAGAUUGGAUGAAAUCAUGCUAUCGGAUGCAGCUCUGCAGUACGACGAAUUGGGUGAGAUGUUUCCCGAAAUGAAAGAGCCAGAUGCCUUGUUUGAACGAUGGGAUAAUUGUUUGGCGCGUCGUGAAGCAUUGGCCAGUGAGGGUGAGGCUAUCAAGGUUUUUCUAAUGGAGCGGAAUCGGAAGAUGCGGGCGCGUAUCGGGAUAUAGACCUUUUGGAUAUCUGUAUCAUGUAACUAUAAUUGAAUUUGUAAAUAGCAUAUAAGAAUACAUUAAUGUACAAGUAAGACCGG
This is a messenger RNA of Spizellomyces punctatus DAOM BR117, 2042 nucleotides long. RefSeq lists its product as uncharacterized. The record is from RefSeq and is a predicted model, not a curated record. The coding region runs from base 1 to 1959 and encodes 652 amino acids. Lineage: Eukaryota; Fungi; Chytridiomycota; Chytridiomycetes; Spizellomycetales; Spizellomycetaceae. The transcript is spliced from 2 exons.